AUGGAGGCUCUUAUAAAAGUGCAACAGGACUUGUAUUUGAGAAUAGAUAAGGCUAAAACUAACUUUAAAAAAUCGCCUAAGGAACGGCUUAACUCUGUAGAUUAUCUUAGCACAAGAUUAGAAACCUUAGAAUCUUUAUGGGAAAAGUUUGUGUCAACUCAUACUAAAAUCAUUCAAGAGUCUACUACACUUGAGUUCAGCGAGUAUAUUACUGAAGACAUAUAUUCUAAUGCGGAAGAGUUAUUCAUGGAUUAUAAGUCGGAUCUUAAGAUUGCCUUAAACAAACUAAAUGUUUCGAUUCCUGGAAAGAGCACUGAGUCUACCACAAUUGAGAAUAAGUCUGAUGUUAAUCAAGGCAAAUCGGUGAUGGUAAAGCUACCAAAGAUUUCAAUUCCUACGUUUUCAGGAAAUUAUUCUGAGUGGAUUAGCUUCAGAGAUCUAUUCACGUCGCUCAUCCAUAAGAAUAGAGAUUUAGACGACGUCCAAAAAUUGCACUACCUGAAAGGUUAUUUAGUCGGUGAAGCUGAACAGCUUUUGCGUCACGUACAGAUCACGCAGGAUAAUUACAGCGCAUGUUGGGAGAAAUUGGAAAAGCGCUAUAAUAAUAAGAAGUAUCUUUCUAACUGCAUUCUCAAACGCUUCAUGAGUCAGAAGAAUAUUACGACGGAGUCCGCGAAUGCACUCAAAGAAUUGCUGGACACUACAAAUGAGUGUUUAAAUGGAUUGAACAACUUAGGCAUCGACACAAAUACAUGGGACAUAAUUGUGAUUCAUAUAAUUUGUCUUAAAUUAGACAACGAGUCUAGGAAACAAUGUUUAAUCGACCAAUGCUCGGAAGCCUCUUUUAUAACGGAGUCUGCAGCACAAUUGCUCGGACUAAACAAGGUUUCCCACAAGAGCACAGUCACGGGUCUAGGCGGUGAAGAGAGUUCACCUGUGAACUCUAAGGCGGUGGUAAAGGUAAAAAUUUCAUCACUCCUAGAACCUGACUUUGAAGUGAACGUGCAUGCUCAUGUUUUGGGCAAGGUAACAUCGAAUCGGCCGAGAAAAUGUAUUGUCAUUGAUUCGUGGUCUGAACUGUCUAAAUUAAAUUUAGCAGAUUCCACAUUCAACAUUCCCGGCAAAAUCGACUUGCUCCUAGGAGGAGAGGUGUACGGUCAAAUACUUUUAAACGAAAUGAUCAAAGCUCCACAGGGAGCACUCAUCGCUCAGCGAACGUCUUUAGGCUGGAUCGUUUCGGGGCCAACUCACUUAGGUGAGUCGGCAAUUCGUAAAAGCGUUAGCGUUAACCACAUUCAUUUAGAUGAAAAUGAGUUACUCAAAAAAUUUUGGGAGCUCGAGGCUGACCACAAUACGACAGAUCUCAAGCAACAUUACACUGAAGACGAGAAGAAAUGUGAAGAAUUUUUUACUGCUACCACUGAACGUGAUAGCACAGGUAGAUAUAUCGUGAAACUACCAUUUCGUGAUCAAGAUCCCAGUUGCAAACACGGAAACUUUGUGCCUAUUGCAACUAGGCGUCUCAACCAAUUAGAAAAGAGGUUCGCAAAAGAUCCUGAAAUGAAGAAACGCUACUCAGAUGUCAUCAAUGAAUAUCUUGAGCUAGAACACAUGGAAGAAGUUCCCCCAGAACAGGAGAACAACCCAGAUGCAGUUUACUUGCCACAUCAUGCUGUCAUCCGAGAUGACAGAUCCACGUCAAAGCUUCGGGUAGUUUAUGACGCGUCUUGUCCUGGCUCUAAUGGCGUUUCCUUAAAUCAAGACCUAUUAGUAGGUCCAACUCUGCAACCCGUUUUGCGUCAUACCAUCCUUCGUUGGCGUUGCCAUCCUAUAUGUCUGGUAGCAGACAUUGUUAAAAUGUACAGGCAGGUGAAAGUGCACGAAGACGAUGUAGAUUUUCAACGCAUCCUAUGGCGUGAAAACUCGGGGGAGAAGAUAAAGCACUUGAGACUGCUCCGAGUCACUUUUGGUACGGCAUCAGCACCCCAUCUCGCAGUGCGUGCUCUUCAGCAAGUAGCCCACGAUGAAGGAUCACAGUAUCCAAAUGCUGCUGAUAGGGUCCUCAAGCAUUUUUAUGUAGAUGAUUUGUUAACAGGGUGUGAAUCUGUAGAAGAGGGUAAAGUAGUGUACCAAGAGAUGAAUGAACUUUUGAAAAAUGGUGGAUUCGAAUUACAGAAAUGGAGCAGUAAUAAUGAAGAAUUAAUGCGUUACACGAAAGAAACUGAUGUCAAAGAGGAAGGAAGUCUCCAGUUGAAGAUAGACGUUGUCAUGAAAAUUCUGGGACUGGUCUGGAAUCGCAGAAAUGACGAAUUUGAAUAUUCGGUACAGCUUCCUCCACUCAAAGUUCCUGUAACAAAAAGAAGUGUCAUAUCUGACAUAUCAAGGCUGUUUGAUCCACUUGGUUGGUUGGCUCCAGUGAUCAUAGUGGCUAAGAUUUUCAUCCAGAAAUUGUGGCUUUCGGGAAUCGAAUGGGAUGAUGAAGUUCCACCACAAUUACUGAAGAAUUGGCUAAACUACAGAGAAAGUCUAAACCAACUUACCGAAUUCAAGCUGCCUAGGUGGAACAACGCUAGAUCCAAUGUGACUGCGGAACUUCAGGGAUUCUGCGACGCUUCUAAUGAAGCGUUUGCUGCUGUUGUGUACUUGAGGACUGUAGAUGAAGAAGGAAAGGUGCACGUGUCACUGAUCACGUCCAAAACUAAAGUGGCUCCUAUCAAACAAAUUUCUAUUCCACGUCUGGAAUUGUGUGGGGCUGUGUUACUCACCAAAUUGCUGCUUGAAGUAGCCGAUGUUAUGAGUAUCAGCAAGGCAAACAUUCAUGCAUGGACUGACUCCACAGUGGUCAUUUCUUGGCUAAAUAGUCGUCCAAAUAGAUGGAAAACUUUUGUCGCCAACCGUGUAUCUGAAAUAAUAACAUCAGUUGAGCCGCACCAAUGGUCCCAUGUCUCUUCGAAAGAUAAUUCUGCAGACUGCGCGUCUAGAGGUACACAGCACCUGAGUAAAGAAGAACUCUGGAUAGAAGGUCCGUCGUGGCUGAAAAAUAAAGAAAUUAGCUACAAAAAACCAAACAUAAAGGACACGAAGUUAGAAGAAAAAAGCAAUAAAGCAUGCUUCGUGAAUACUUGUGGUAAUGAUGUCACAGCAGAUGCCGAAGAAACACUUAUUUCAAGGUUUUCUAAAUUGUGGAAACUGCUACGCGUUCUGGCUUUCUGUAAACGAUUCUUGAAAUGUGCUAGAAAAGAAAAAAUGAGCGUGGGGCCGCCAUAA
This is a messenger RNA of Cydia pomonella (codling moth), 3267 nucleotides long. RefSeq lists its product as uncharacterized. Bases 1 to 3267 code for a protein of 1088 amino acids. The record is from RefSeq and is a predicted model, not a curated record. The transcript has 3 exons. Lineage: Eukaryota; Metazoa; Arthropoda; Insecta; Lepidoptera; Tortricidae.